Schistosoma spindalis is the source of this 9174-nucleotide messenger RNA. The record is from the annotation of a GenBank genome assembly. Lineage: Eukaryota; Metazoa; Platyhelminthes; Trematoda; Strigeidida; Schistosomatidae.
GAAUGAUGGUUUGCGGUACUAUCGGCAGGUUUGUUGUUAUAGUAAGAGUAUUGAACUUUGGUGGAUUGUUAGCUAACUAGGAAAAUCUCUCAAUUUAUAAGACAACUAACAACAAAAAACGAGAUGACAGUGGAAUAAUAGGUUUGAUUCUAGUAAUUAACCCCUACAUGUCAAAUUGUCCCUUGUAAAUAGAAGAAAAAGGUCAAACUUAAAUAUUAAGGGUCAGGCUAGUAUUAUGAGUUGUGGAUGUGUCCAUUUUAAAAGUUGUCGUAGUUAACUGACAUCCGUUAGGUUUAAAAACUAGAGGUGGGUUUUCUAUUACGGGCUGGCAAAAGCUAUGCUAUCAUGCUUUACUGCCCUCUCGUUUAUAAACUUGUGAAACCGAUAAUUGCUAUCUAGAAUAAAAGUUAGGAGAGCAGAAUAUCUUCCAGCUUCACCUAACACUUAACUUCUCAUCGAAUCUUAUCAAGUACUUAGACAUAACCUACCUUACGAACAAGUAUUUCUUUUGUAACUAAGUCUAAUCAUAUUGAGCUCACAUUUUGCCAUAUACCUGGUAUACUUUAUUGUUUUCAAGCAUUUAAGAAUCAUUUGCUGCCAAUUUUUGUCCAAUUGGUAACAAAUCAGAAGUCGCCUACCACAACUGUAGAUUUGACUUAAAACAUGAUUAGUUGGUACCAUCGUUCUCACCAUUAAAGGGGUCACGGGUAUUCAGGGUUUGACAGCGCUUUUGUUCAUAACAACUUUGUAAUAGAAAAAUCCCAAAAUCAGGCGAAUCAGAAGUCGGGAUUGAAUGGGUUUGAAGAUAUAUUCGUAAGGUAUUCGCGAUGUGCUUGGUCUAGGCUGACUAGUUCCGCGUGUUAGGUAGCACAAAUUACCAAACGACGAUUCGGUGAGGAUGCUUGACUGAGCACCCUCAGCUACGGCGUGGCUAGUAAAGCCACAAACUGACCUAUAAUCAUAUUUUAAGUCAAAACAGAUUAGGUUGUCAAUGUUUUACACGCUAAUAGAUUUCAGAAGGGCUUAGCAACUAAGUAACAACACAUCCUAAAGAAAGGGUUCUCAUUAAAAAAUCAAAGACUUCAAAGAACCAGGUCCGAGUUCUAUCUACAGGUUUGUAAUUCUCGUUCAUUCAGUUUUGGCUUACUCAUAAAAUUGAAACCGAUGCUUCCAUGGAUUAAAAAUUAGUGUUGUUUUUGGAGCGUAUCCGGGUCACUAGAAUUUCAUUCAGUCGAUUGGAUACCAUUAGCUAAUUGUAAUAUACUUAUAUAUCUUAUUGUAGAAAAUGAACUUUUAAUUUUUGAAUCUACGUAAUAUUAUUCACACUAAAUGUUUACUAUUCUAGCUGGAUGCCCAUUUUAACCCUGAUUGUAGGUUCCAUAGUCAUUCAUAUUUAGGCUCUCAGGAUAGGAGGCCAAAGACUUGUCAUUCCUUUUCUAGUAGGCUUCUGAGUGUCUAAUGUUAAGGUACAAACACCACUUCCGGUUGUAGGUUUCAAGAGUUGAUUACUCAGUGGGAAUCCCUGUAUUCUACGGAAAUCUUGUUCGUUCUUGGCGACAAGACUCCUGUGCUGCAUCCUCUGAAUUGUCCUGACGGAAAAAAAGUAGUAUAGCAUUCUAUACAUCACAAGUAAAUUACCUAGUCUAUGUAAUAUAGUAUAAAGAGGUCUAAAUUUUCAAGCUUCGCUAUGUAUGUAUAGUAAGGAGCAUAACUCCGGAAUGGCGUGGGCGUCCUCUCUACAUUUGACAAGAAAAUCUGAGUCACAUUUUAGUUGAGCUUGCGAUUUACUCUCAUUUUUUUUGCUCCAGAACUCACUAGGACUGAAUAAACCGUUGUGAACACAUUUUACUCUGACCCGGUGAAAGUUAACCUCAACGCCCAUGCGGUUCUAAGCUCCACACGUUAGUAUAGUGUGGUCUCACGAUAACCCUUUGGUUCUUAUGGGUUACGGCUAAAGAUACUCGUUAUUUGUAGUUGCGCGAUCAGUGUGCUCGUAGAUGCGCUUAGCCAACUUUAUAGGCAUUAACUUUAGAUCUGCCUACCGGGACGUUGAAGUUGGUUUGAAGAGCCCUUACUUCAGAAACUACAGCUCGCCAUAUUACUUGAAACAACGUGUAAACUCCAGUAAUGAACGUUAAUCUGUUGCGUCAGAGUUUCAAAGAGCCACAUUUGUGCAUCAAGUUGUGCUUGCUGUUACUGUGAAAUUCGGUUGAGCUGGUCAUAUGAUAUCGCCAUCUUGAAUGUGUUUUCCUUUACACGUCCCCAUCGUUAUAAUCUCUUAUUACGACUCAGUUACUCUUAUUACUUAGUAUUCUUUGGACACUAUUUCACUCAGCAAGUCUCCAGAUCGGAGACACGGUUAAUCAAAAAUGUAAUUAUGUUUGAAAUAAACAAAGUUGAAUAGAAGUAGGAAUCACAAUAAGAAAAACGUUAGUAUAUUCAUAAUUCUACGCAAUAAGAUUCUAGAAUCUUUUCCAAGAGUUCUCUAGCGUUCAUUGGCUAAAAAAUGACCAAUCAUCGUGCCCAAACACAAUAUUGCACGGAACAUGCUUCAAUCAUAUUCAUAUACCAUAUAAAAUAUGAUAGCGACCCAUCUUUACAUGUUUGGUAUUUGACAUUGAAGUUUUCUGUUGAUCAAUUUGUGUGUUAUUAGUUAUGUUUUGUCUCCCUCAUGAUGGUUUUUUCAGAUCGAUAGGUUAUUUGUCAAUAUUGCUGUAAGGCAUUCAAUGUUUUGGUAUUUUUUUGUGGUUGUCUGCUACUUUUAAAUUGUUUAGCAUCUCUGCAUUCUUAGUUAUCAAAAGUGACUGUGAAGCAGAGCUUUUUGCACGACAGUGGUUGUUAUUACUUGCAAUUAUGCAUAUUCAACUAAUGUGAGUUCAGCGUUCACACUGUUGUACCAGUUAUUUCAGUUUUCACUUUACAUUACAUCUUUGACCUGAGCAAAGGCAUGUGAGCCUAUGAAAACUGUGUUUAGUUCGGGCCAUUUGAUUUUAUUCUUUAAUGCGAACAUAAAAAGAUCAUCUUAAAAGCCGUGAAAGGAUAAUAACUAAACAUCAAAAAAUAUUUAUUGUUACAUGAGUGAACUGUUUAAUCAUCUGAAAAUUCUCUUAUCUCACUUACAAAAGCUAUUGCUUUUACGACAUUUUAACUGAAAAUUGAAGUAAAAAUUGUAGUUUUUUAACGUUGGAACAGCUGAGACCACACUAUGUACUUGAUAAGUAAAAAACUACAAUUGCUUUAGAAAGGUAUUCCAGGUCUUACUAAAAUUUCUCAUUUGGGGAAAUCACACCUUACCUGAUUAUCUACUACCAUUUGCAUUUCAGAUUCACUGAUCUAAGAAAGUAAAUUUCAAUUUCUUAGACAGAAAAAUGAAACAUGGAGUCAGCAACUAUUAGAAGUCAAUUAAUGUUACUUUUUGACAAUUUAAAAAGUAUUCAACCAAAUGAACGGGAUAAUUUAAUAACGUUUAUAAAAAAGAAUUUAUCACAAUUACAAGAAAAUAAUGAAAAAAGUGAUAUAUACCAGAGUAGCAAUAUCAGCAGUAACAGCUAUCCGUGUUGUAGUAGUGGAAAUGUGGAUAAUACUACUUCUGUUAUCACUACUACUGCAACUACUACUAAUGUUAGUUUAACUAGUAACUCCUCAGCGUAUGCGAAUGUAAAAUCUUCAGAAUUAUAUGACUUAACAAAUAUCAAUGUAGACAGUCUUCAGCUAUCAUUUGAAGCAACUCAUGAAUCAGUAGCGACAUUCGUCGAUGAGGUGAAUGAUUUUUCUGCACUAACAAUGCAACACAAUACUACUAGCCUAACGGGUCAUAAUUGCUCAGAGGCAAUCUAUGUGAACGAAUGUUUAUCCAUGGCUACAAAUGCUCCAACAUUUAACUGCUCAAAUUUGAAUAGGGAAUCAAAUUUUCAUGAAACGCUUCAAGAACAAAAUCCUAUCCCAUUAGACAGUAAUGUGACCGACAAUAAUCACACAUCAAAUUCUAUCAGAAAUUAUGAGGGAUCCAAUUAUGAAACCUAUUUAAAUUGUCCAUUAUGUCGAGUUACAUUUGAAAAUUGGCCAAAUUUAGAAUGUCAUCUAUAUAAUGAUCACGUAACAAAUAAUGUAGAACCUGUAUGCUGGCGAUGUCAAGGUAUAUUCAAAAAUCAUGCUGUUCUUCUAGCACACGAAUGCUUUGAUUGGGGUCGACUAUAUUUACCUUGUACAGUAUAUAUGAAUAAAUCAUUGAAAAGCUUUCAUAAAUUUUCGAAAAUUGAUCUAGAAAAGAAACAAUUUCCCAUGGAUGGUGUAUUUUUAAGUAGACGUUGUGGAUUAUGCUAUAAAUCUAAUGUUACGUUCACAACAUAUGAUGCAUUUGAAAAACAUAAAUCAUCUUCACAUUCUACCACAGGGAGAGAUGGCGGUUAUGGACCUCCCACUUCUUGCACAACAACAACAACAUCAACUCAUACUCCGUCGUCAUUAUUGACAUCAACUCGUAAAAAGAAACAGUCAUUAAAGUGCAAUUCACCAUCAGAUGAACAUCCCUCAUCCGAUGUAGCUGUCCGUAGUGUAGUACGUAAUUUAACCGAACAUUUCUAUGCACUAACUUAUCAUCAAGAAGGACGGAAAAGACGUGAACGUAAGAGAAGAGCCGUUUUCGAUAAUAAUCAUAACUCAACAAAAUUUAUCAAAGGUAGCCUAGCCACUGAUUUGUCAACCGAAGAUAAUAUAAACCACACAAAAACUAUGUCAGUAAUAACAACGACAGAAGAUAAUCCUAUCACCAGUACUACUACUACUACUACCAACGGUACUGCUGUUGAUGUCAUUAUCUCUACUAUCACUAACACAAAAGAUGUGGGAGAAAAAGAGACGACACUUACCUCGUUGGAUAUCAGUAACGGUAAUAAUGAUAAUAUUAAUAAUAGUGAUAGUGAACAAAAUAAAAAGUCACCGAAUAACUGUAGUCCAUCGACAUUCUUAACUAGUCUAUUGGUCGCUCAACGGGUUAAACAUAAUCUAACAUUAAAAAAUAAACGUGCUCGCCGUUUAAAAGCAGUUGCUUUUGAAUGUGAUUCUACUGAAAAACAUGUAACUGAUGAGGUUGAUGAACAUUUAAGUACAACAACAGCUCUGUCGUGUGAUGUUCCUCCUUCUCCAUCGAUUGGUAGCUAUAUUUCCGAAAGCGAAAUUCAACUUUAUCAUAACAGACGAAGUUCAUGGUUACAUCGUCAUAAAAACACUAAACGUUUAAAAUUAAAAUUGAAACGCAAAAUGACAAUUAAUGGUCGUCAGAAAGUCAGUGUUUCGACAUCGUUUACUAAUAAUGCAAUUAAAAUUCGACGAUUUAUUUGUAAUCAUUGUUCAGCAGUUUUUCGAUUAUCAUCAAGACUGCGAGCACACUAUUUAUUUCAACACGGUCAUAUCCCAGAAUGUCUCGGAGGCUUAUCACCGAGACCAAAUGAAAUUUUAUUCAAUAAGCAACGGAAUAUUAGCCGCAGUCGUAGUAGUAGCAGUAGUAAUAAUAAUGGUGACAGUAAUAGUAGAAUUAAUCAUACAUCAGAUUGUGCAACGUCUAAAAUAUCAUCACUACAUAGUAGUGAGAAUAUGAGUCCAUCUUUGAAGAUUACUACUGUCACUAACACUACUACUACGACGACGACGCCGAUGACGGUCACUUCCACCUUUGUAUUGUCAAGUAUACCAAAUGAAUCCAGUAACCUUCCUUCUUCAGGAUUGGUCACAAGAUUAAGGAAACGUAAAACUGUUAGUGAUAAUAAUAAUAGUACAACUAUGGAUACUGCUAUUCAGUCAGCAAACCAGUUAACUCAAAAUGCAAGACGGAUUAAGAAACAGACCAAUGAUAUUAUUACAAAUACUCUGAAUAAUAAUCAUAAUAAUGAGAAUGAAAUUACAGGCUUAUUAUAUGAACCUUCACAAACAAAUGAAAUAGAUGAACAAUUAAUUUCUAAAUCAAAUUUACUUUAUAAACAACAUUAUUGUAAUGAAUGUAAUUGUACAUUUAAAAGUGCAUAUAAUUUAAAACGUCAUCAAACAAUUGUACAUUUACAUCAAUAUCGUUAUUUUUGUGGUUAUUGUGAAUUUCGUACUGGUGAACGUUUAGCAUAUGAAGAACAUUUAGCAAGACAUUUUUGUGUAAAACAAUUUAUUUGUGAAAUAUGUAAUGCACGUUUUACAAUUAAACAUGAAUUAGAUGAUCAUAGAGCAUUUAAACAUUCGAAUGAACGAAAUUUCGCUUGUACUGAAUGUGAUCAAAGAUUCAAGACUGCGGGCACACUAUGGCGACAUAAAAAAACACAUGAGAAACGUGUUUAUCAUUUAUGUCCAAUUUGUUCAACAUCAUUUACACGUUUGUCAAAUUUAAAUCGUCAUCUCUUACGAACCCAUAAACAACAACAUUACCAAUCAGUCAAUAACCACAAUGAACUACUUAUGAUAGAUUCCAAUAAGAAAUUAUCAACAAGUCAACGUAGCAGUUCAGUGAAUAAUAAACAAAAAAGGACUAAAAGUCGUCAACCAUGUAGCAAAGUAUUAAGUAAUAUAAAUAAUCAUGAAACUAGUCAUUUAAAUCAAAAUCAUAUAUCAUCAUGUCAACAAACAGUUGAACAAGUUAUUCCUGUUAAAAUCAUUACGCCACAUUUACCUGGAUCUGACCUAUCGUCAAAUCAUCAAACUUUGAUGAACAUUAUUCCUGAUCAGGAUUCGAGAUCUUCCAAAAUAAUCAAUAUUUCUGAUAAUAUCGAUAAAAGUAUUUUAAUCAGUCCGACUAUUUCAACUUCAUGUUCUGACACGUCAUCAUCAUCAUUACCAUCAACCAUACCAAAAAUAUUGCCAACACAAGAUCAAGUCAUUAUGACAACAGAAUGUUCUAUUAUUCCAACUAAUGCCUCUGGAUAUCAAGCAGUUAAUCUUGAAAAUAAUUCUACUGUAUUUAUGUUGAAUUUUAGUGAUUUGGAUGCAAAUAGUCAUGCGUUUUUUGAACCCACCGAUGUACUUAGUGACAGCCAUGAUAAUCUUCAACACAAAAUGAUGAUAGCAGUUCGUGAUCCUGUUUAUGAACAAGCUACAGCGUUUCCAACUUCCUUAGUUGUUUCUUCUUCUUUAUCAUCGUCGUCCAAUGGCACACUAACUUCUCCGACGUUGUCAUCAUCGCCGAAAGUAGCUGGAACCACAAUAACUUUACAGUCGAAUUUAUUAUUACCGAUUCAGCUGACUACUAAUUCAUUUUCUGCGAUAACCACAUCAUCGAUUAGUCAUAAUACCAGUGUAAACUGUGAUGUGAUCACAAAUAACAGUGAUACUAAUUCUUGGUCUACAAUAAUAUCUCGUCAACUAGAACCUAGUCUAUGUUAUUUAAUUACAGCUACUGAAACGAUUGAAAACGGUGUUUUAUACAGUCACGCUAAUGAUACCACAAAUACAGUUGCCAUAACUACCACCACUUCUACUACUACUACUACCACUAGUAAUGAUAAUAAUAGUAAUUUCAGUAGUAAUAAUAAUGACAACAGUAAUCCUACUCAAAUCAGUGAUAAUCUUAGUCAUGGUCCAGAUGUCACUGACCUGAAUGUUAACCAUAAUGAUGAUGUUGUUAGUGGUGUGAAUAUUAUCGAAGAUACACCGCAGUCAAUCUCCUCUGUUGAUAUUUUAAAUUCGCUUCAAACAGAUAUGGUAGAUAAUAUGAUAAAUGGGACAGUAUUGAAAAUUGGUUCUCAAUCUCCACAGUUGUCAUUGGCCAGUGGUAAUUGUAUUUUCUAUGACACACACCGUUCGUCAACUUUAACAACCACACAUUCUUCUUCGGUUUCUGUACCAACUUCAUCUUCCUUGUCUUCCUCAUCUUGUCCUAACUCGUCUUCAUCGUCAUUUGCACCAAUCAAUCAGUCGACAUCGAUAUGGCGUCCUGUUGACUGUGAAACAUCAAUGUUGAAUAAACAAGAAAAUCGUCCAUUUCAAGCUGGUAUCAAUUCACAUUGCUCCACAAUUAAUACAGCUAAUAAUAUUCAUAACAAUAAUCAUACUAGUAACCAUAAUGCAACAUCAGUCCCUUUCACUGGUGAUGAUGGUGAUGCCUAUCCAGUGGAAUAUUAUGACCAGCGAUAUCAUCAGAUUCAACAUGUGUUUCCACUUAUGUCCAAAACACAUGAUAGUUUCAUUUACGAUGGUAGUAACCAUGGUGGCGAUGAUGAUGAUGAUGUUGAUGACGAUGAUGGGGAAGAUGCGGAAGAAGAGGAAAAUGACUAUACUGGUUUGUCAGACAAUCAUGUUUCUACUAACAAUCUAACUAUCAGCAAUAACAACAAAGCCCAUCAAAUAACGACAGAUUUACUGGAUACUAGCGUAAUGCUCUCAUGGAAUCCAACAAAUGAUAACAAUAAUAAUCAUUCAACAGAAUUUUUAGAUUAUCCUCAUUAUUCUCCGAAAUUUCCAUCACCAGAUCCUAACAAUUUGUCUCCUUCAUCAAUUCAUCUUGAUCGACAACAACAUCAACAACCAUUUGAAUUGCUAAAUUUUCCACAAUCUCGUCAUGAUCAGAUAAUAUCAAAUCCGGUAACAAGUCUUACUGGAGUUCUCUCUCCCAGCUCUUUGUUAUCACCAUCAUCAUCUAUAUCGACAUCAACGCCAUCAUCAUCAUCGUCUCUGUUGUAUGAAAACAAUUUCAAUGAUUGUGCUAAUUUCUUAGGACAAUUCUAUCAUCACAAUACAUCUAUUAGUAAUAUCAAUUUAUCAUACAAGAAUAGUUAUAAUACUUUAAGUAAUACACCGAAUAUCAUGCAUAAUAUAGAAAAUAAUUGUUAUCCUUCUGUUCAAUUAAAUGAUCAUGAUGAAAUUCAAGAUGUUACAGAUCAAUGUUCUAAUUUUUCUGUUGGAUAUUUAAUUGGUCAUUCAACUAUGCCUCCAUCAUCAUCGUCAUCUAUAGGAUCAUCCUCUUCUAGAUGUUUAUUAUUACAAACCGGAGAAAAGACAGAAAUUGUAUCAUCAAAUUGUCAGUCUCCUACUAAUACAUCUAAUUUAAUUACCGGUAAUAUAAAUUAUUUAAAUUCACCACAAUCAUCUCUCACAUUAUCUGAUCAUCAUAAUCUCAGUCAACAACAACAACAUGAUCUUACAUCAAUAUCUCAGUUGAAUUUCUCAAAAGAUCCUGUUGAUUAUGAGUUUGUUAUAUAA